AUGUGCCUUUUAAUCUUCCGCUUUUUCGUCUCUUGGUACUUGGCCCGCAAAUCCGUCUCUCUAUUUCUGUCUCUCGUCUCUAUCUCCUACCCAACUCUCUCUCUCUCCCCCUAUCUAUCUAUCUAUCUAUCUAUCUAUCUAUCUAUCUAUCUAUCUAUCUAUCUAUCUGAAAUUAGAUAUGGUUAUAAAAUGUGCGUCAAAGGCGCCAACGCCGUAAAAAGCACAGUGCAAAACCCAUCUGUUAACCAUCAUGCUAUUUUAUUUAGGAACUUAACGUUAAAAUUAAAAUCCUUUUGUUCGACAUCUUAUAUUAAUAUCUAUCUAUCUAUCUAUCUAUCUAUCUAUCUAUCUAUCUCACUCUGUUCAUAUCUAUCUAUCUAUCUAUCUAUCUAUCUAUCUAUUUCACACUGUUCAUAUCUAUCUAUCUAUCUAUCUAUCUAUCUAUCUAUCUAUCUAUUUCACACUGUUCAUAUCUAUCUAUCUAUCUAUCUAUCUAUCUAUGUAUCUAUCUAUCUAUCUAUCUAUCUAUUUCACACUGUUCAUAUCUAUCUAUCUAUCUAUCUAUCUAUCUAUCUAUCUAUCUAUCUAUUUCACACUGUUCAUAUCUAUCUAUCUAUCUAUCUAUCUAUCUAUCUAUCUAUCUAUCUAUCUAUCUCACUCUGUUCAUAUCUAUCUAUCUAUCUAUCUAUCUAUCUAUCUAUCUAUCUAUCUAUCUAUCUAAUGUCUAUUUCAGAAUAUACAAGUGCAGAGCAAAAAUAUUAA
Molecule: messenger RNA, 762 nt
Organism: Acanthosepion pharaonis
Lineage: Eukaryota; Metazoa; Mollusca; Cephalopoda; Sepiida; Sepiidae
Source: the annotation of a GenBank genome assembly